AUGGUCCGCAUAAAGCAUCGAUACCUCGUCGUCCACUUUCUCUACCCCUCGUUACCAAAGGACUACGCUGACCCACGACCUUCUGUUCCCAAUGUCCUCCAAUAUCAUCGCCCAACCCCAUCAGCAGUUGACAGCGGCCAGCUCAUCCGACUCAUGAAAUCCUCUGUGGAAUACAUGUAUGGCGAUUACGGCCUCGGUCUGAUAGCUUCAUCUUUGAAAAUCGUUUAUUUUUCCCAGGCCACCUCAACAGCUAUCAUAAGGGUCGCUAGAGCGCAUUGUCGAAUAUUGUGGGCGGCUUUGACUUGGAUUACUACUCUGGGAAGGCCUGGCAAGGGACAGGAAGAACCUUGCGUAAUGAGGGUUAUUAGGUGUAGUGGGACCAUCAGGAAGGCGGAGGAAGAGGUUGUGAGAAGAGCGAAGGAGGAGAUCAGGAGGGCUAGGAUUGGUAAUGACCAAGAUGAAGAGGGCGGAGAGGAAGCGGUGGGAGUUGUUCAGGUGCAUGUGCGGGCGGACGAUGGACCGAGGAAGCGGAGACGGAUCGCAAAGGAUCGAGGUGAGGAUGUGGAUGAAGAUGUGGCUUUGGAAGAUGAAGAUGACGGUGGAGUCACGGACGAAAGCGAGGAUCUUGGAGUGCCGAUAGGAUGA
Bacidia gigantensis is the source of this 645-nucleotide messenger RNA. RefSeq lists its product as uncharacterized. Gene Ontology annotation, biological process: tRNA 5'-leader removal. The transcript has a single exon. Gene Ontology annotation, molecular function: ribonuclease P RNA binding. Gene Ontology annotation, cellular component: ribonuclease P complex. The record is from RefSeq and is a predicted model, not a curated record. Lineage: Eukaryota; Fungi; Ascomycota; Lecanoromycetes; Lecanorales; Ramalinaceae. The coding region runs from base 1 to 645 and encodes 214 amino acids.